CCACAGAGUCCUGCAGGAGGACCAGAGACCUGCAGAGUCCUGCAGGAGGACCAGAGACCUGCAGAGUCCUGCAGGAGGACCAGACCAGCAGAGACCUGCAAGAGGACCAGAGACCUGCAGGAGGACCAGAUACCUGCAGGAUCAGGGAACCAGAGACCAGCAGGAGGACCGUGAGAGACCAGCAGGACCAGAUGGCCCCCCCUGGACGGGUCCCGGGGGUCUUGGUCCUGCUCCUGGUCUCCUGGCUGGCCGUGGGCCCGGCGGCGCCGGCUCUGGUCCGGCACCCUCUGCCGGUGCUGUGGAUGAUGCCAGCGGGGUCCGGGUCUGGGUCUGGGACGGAGAACCGGACCGGGGACCAGGUCUGGGACCAGGUCUCGGGGGUCCGGCUGGCCCUGCAGGACCUGGAGAAGCAGCCGCCGCCGCUGGGGAGCUACGAGCUGCAGCUGCAGCCGCUGGAGACGCAGUGUGACUCCGCCCACGCCCUGAAGCUGCUGUUUGACUCCAUGUGGGCGGGGCCUCGGUACCUGCUGCUGCUGGGGGGGGCGUGUCCGUCCGUCACGGCGCUGAUCGCCCGCGCUCUGCCGGCCCUGCGGCUGGUGCAGGUGUCCCCCGUCCCCCCCCCGUCCAACCGGAGACUCUACAUGAACCAGUUCUUCACGGCUCCGUCCCCCCGGGUCCUCAACACGGUGCUGGUCCGGCUGCUGCAGCGCUACAGGUGGAGCCGGGUGGGGGUGCUGGAGGACGGACCGGGAUUGGCCGAGAUGAAGAGGGACCUUGUCCGGCAGCUGCAGAGGGCCGACGUGGAUCUGGGGGACACGGAGGGGUUUUCUGGGGACCAGGACGUCUGCGGGUCCCUGAGGAGACUGAAGGACCGGGACAUUCGGGUCUUCGUGGCCCUGAUCGAGGACCAGCGGGCCCCGGAGCUGUUCUGCUGCGCGUUCCAGCUGGGCCUGUUCGGGCCCCGGUACCAGUGGAUCGUAGCGGGUCGGGGUCCCGAGGCGUGGCCCCUGGACUGGGGGCCCCAGGGCUGGGGGCCCUCGGCCUGCGACACCAGCAGCCUGCUGGAGGCGGUGCAGGGGUCCUUCAGACUGCAGUUCCGGUGGCCGGGCGGCCCCGGGGCCCCUGGAGGCCCCCCGGACCCCCGGGGCCCCCGGGGCCCCCAGGGUCUGACCCCGGCCGGGGCCUUCGCCUACGACGCGGUGCUGGUGGCGGCCGCGGCCCUCAGCCGGGUGACGGCGGCGGUGCAGCACCGGAGGAAGUACGGGCCCCUGAGGGCCGCCGAGGUCAGCGAGGAGGAGGAGCCCCGGAUGCUGCUGGAGGCCCUGAAGAAGACCCGGGUCCCCGGGGCCACGGGGCCCGUGUUCUUCCGAGGGGGGGAGAGGAUGUCUCUGAUCCAGCUGGUCCAGUUUCAAGGCAGCAGCAGUGUGGUGGUGGGAGAAUUCAACACGACGACGCAGCAGCUCCGAGUCCAGAACCACCUGCUGAAGUUCCCGGGUCCAGGACCAGCCAGAGACCGGGUCCAGGUCCGGGUCCAGCGCCGCCAUGUUAGCUUCCUGCUGUACGCCGUCGUGUCUUCGGUUGCCGUGGCAACGAUCUUCAUCACGCUGGGCCUCCUCGUCUUCAUCAUCCUCCACCGCAAGAUCUGGUCCCUGGCUGCCGGUCCCGCCGGUCCCGCCGGUCCCGCCGGACCCCCCAGACCCCCCAGAUCCACCGGCCCCCCCUCCCAGGACCUGCUGCUCCUGCUGGCCGUCCUGCUCUCCGUCUCCUCGGUCCUGGUCUCUGGUCUGGACGGAUCCUCGGUACCGGACUGGAUCCUGGAGAUCUGCUGUUCUGUCCGGCUCUGGUUCCUCUCCGUGGGUCACUCCGUGGGCUUGGCGGUUCUGUUCACCAGAACCUGGAGGAUCUACUCCCUCUUUACCGUCCAGCAGAAGGAGACCCACCUGCAGCGGGCCGGUCGGAUCCAGGUCUGGUUCUUCCUGCUGGAGGUUCUGGUUCUGACCUCCUGGCAGGUCCUGGACCCCCUGAGACGGGUCCAGGUCCAGCACCGGCCCCAGGGCGACCCGGACCUGCUGAUCCGGUUCUACUCCGACCAGUGCAGCAGCACCAGCCUGGACCUGUGGCUGACGGCCGUCUACGGAUACCGAGCUCCACUGCUGGGUCUGGGCUGUUUCCUGGCCCUGAACAUCCGGGUCAAACCCCUGAGCUUCUCCAUGUUAGCGGUGUCGGUGUCCAGCGUGUCGGGGGUGUCGGGGUCGCUGCUGAUUACCCACAAUCCCCCUCUUCACUUCCUCCUGAGCAGCUUCCUCAUCCUCACCUGCAGCAUCUUCAUCCUCAGCUGCCUGUUCGGACCCCAGGUGUCUUACGUGUUAUCUAGCGGCGGCGAGACGCAGCAGCAGCUGGACCGACCAGACGAGGCUCCGGACGGGGAACCAGACGAGGAACGAGACGAGGUCCCGGACGGGCCCCGUCAGGACCAGCUGAGGAGGCUGAACGACCGGCUGAAGAGCCAGAGCCAGCAGCUGGACGUGCAGAUACACACCAUCAUGAUGGAGCUAGCGGAGCUAGCGGAGCCGGAGCUCGGUCGACGCUUGACGGGAGACAAACGCGCUGAACUUCGUUCCCUGGUUCUGACUCAUGAGGCUCAGGUCAACAACGCGCCGAGCAGGAACUCCACGCCGAGCAGGAACUCCACGCCGAGCAGGAACUCCACGCCCGACAGCAUCAACUCCCCCGACCACGUGCAGCGCCGUCUCUCCUUCCAGCUUCCCAUCCUGCAUCACUCCUACCUUCCCGCCAUCGGCGGCGUCAGCUCCAGCAGCUCCCGGCUGUUCCCCCACCAGGAAGAGUCUGGUCACCACGACGACGCCUGACGACGCCUGACGACGCCUAGCGGCCCGGUCGCCACGACGACGCCUGACGACGCCUAGCGGCCCGGUCGCCACGACGACGCCUGACGACGUCUGACGACGCCUGACGGCCCGGUCGCCACGACGACGCCUGACGACGCCUGACGGGCCGGCAUCCCGGGCACCGCAGAACCGGGUUCAACAGCGCCUCUCACCACCUGAUCAACCUCAUGUGUGUGUGUAACACAUGUAUUUUCCUUGUUUCCUUCCUAUGUUUUACAUAUUUACGUAGAUAUUGUUUCUCUACAGGAGGAAACAUCGACAAGCCCUUAUGGGUUUUUUUUGGUUCCUCCCGCACAUUUUCUGAUGUAUUGUAUUUCUUUUUUAUUUCCUUUUUUUUUCUACAUACUGUUCGUCUGUACUUUUUAAAACUGUUGUAUAUUUUUAUGUGCAAAUAAACUAAAAAAAAAAUGCUGAUGCUGCAGACGGAGGAGAGAAGCUGCUCGGUUGGUUGUUUGUUUUGGAGGCAGAAACAUUUCUGAAGCUCCGGGACUUUCAGGAGUUACAACAUCCGUCCAAACAUGAGCUUUGAGCUGCUGACGCUCCACGAACUCACCAUAGGACCUGGUCCAGGAUCCAGGACCAGGACCUGAAACCUGCUGUCCACCUGCCUGCGGUCCCCCCCUCUGGUCAUCCCGUUGCUGCUUCCACCUGCCUGCUGUGCUGUUGCCGUCCCUGACCCCCAGUCUGGCCCUCGGCAGGAGGGUCCCCCCUUAUGAUCCUGGUCCUGGUCCAGGUUUCUUCCCUCCUAAAGGGGAGUUUUUCUUGCCACUGUUUGGCUUAAGGUUUUUCUCCCACUAGGGGAGUUUUUACCUGCCAUUGUUUAUGUAAUAAUUGC
Cololabis saira (Pacific saury) is the source of this 3744-nucleotide messenger RNA. Its product is annotated as gamma-aminobutyric acid type B receptor subunit 2-like. The coding region runs from base 192 to 2870 and encodes 892 amino acids. Lineage: Eukaryota; Metazoa; Chordata; Actinopteri; Beloniformes; Belonidae. Gene Ontology annotation, biological process: G protein-coupled receptor signaling pathway; gamma-aminobutyric acid signaling pathway. Gene Ontology annotation, molecular function: G protein-coupled GABA receptor activity. Gene Ontology annotation, cellular component: membrane; G protein-coupled receptor heterodimeric complex. The record is from RefSeq and is a predicted model, not a curated record. The transcript is spliced from 18 exons.